UACCGGAAUAAUCUUUUUACCGACAGUUUCCUCCCCACGGAGUAGUUCCUUCCAUUCAUCAUUUCUGCCUCAGGCUUGGGGUUGAACCUUCCGGUCACUGCCCUAUAUCAUGCCACAUUGGUUUGCGACAAUAAGCUGCUGGGCCUCUUCAAAUCCGCUAUAAAAUGCCCGUCUUUCAAGCCAAAACUUUCCGGCGUACAACAACGGCAUCGUCGUCUCUUGGAGAACGCAUUGGUGCCGUAUACAGAUCCAAGCUACCCAGCCACCCGUUCCUUCUUUUUGGUCUUCCAUUUGUUGCAAUUAUCGUCGCUGGAUCUUUUGCUUUGACACCUGCUGCUGCUCUCAGAUACGAGCGCUAUGACCGGAAAGUACAGCAAAUGACUCAAGAGGAAGCCAUGGACCUCGGGCUCAAAGGCGCUGACGGAGAAGACGGGAUCAAGAGAAACCCACGACGAAGAAUCAUAGGAGAUGAACGAGAAGAAUACUAUAGGCUUAUGGCCAAAGAUUUAGACAACUGGGAGCAGAAACGCGUCCAAAGGUUCAAGGGCGAACCAGACGGGAAACUGUAAAACUGCAUUUUGAUUUCUGAAUCAGUAUUGCUCCAAUAUCACUUAUAUCGGAAUACAUGUUCCACAUCUUUCGAUUUGACUCGAUUUCCUUCGGCCUUGAACAUCAUAUUAUAUCGGUCAAUCCCAGUGCUUUUUAUGUUUGCCGGAGAACCAAUUACCUUUGUCCAGCCCGACUGUAUUCUACUUUACCAAAACAUAUUAGCGGUGGCAGCCGGCAUACCCGCCGCCCUUUUGAUACCUGAUUCGCAGAUGAUUUUUUUAACGAGUUGGCGUGGUGUUCGUCAAACGAAACCAAUCCCAGAUACAUACCAGGCCCUAUCAUAGUUUGGCUGAACAUAUACAAUACACCUGAAAAUAAAAUAAAAUAAAAUAAAAUAAAAUAAAAUAAAAUAAAACCCAUUAUGAUAGCGAC
Messenger RNA from Aspergillus wentii DTO 134E9, 981 nucleotides. RefSeq names its product cytochrome c oxidase assembly protein COX16. Gene Ontology annotation, biological process: mitochondrial respiratory chain complex IV assembly. Gene Ontology annotation, cellular component: mitochondrial inner membrane. The transcript has 2 exons. The record is from RefSeq and is a predicted model, not a curated record. Lineage: Eukaryota; Fungi; Ascomycota; Eurotiomycetes; Eurotiales; Aspergillaceae. The coding region runs from base 165 to 569 and encodes 134 amino acids.